Molecule: messenger RNA, 2265 nt
Organism: Orussus abietinus
Lineage: Eukaryota; Metazoa; Arthropoda; Insecta; Hymenoptera; Orussidae
Product: poly(U)-specific endoribonuclease homolog
Exons: 6
Coding region: 86-2050 (654 amino acids)
Molecular function (GO): RNA endonuclease activity
Source: RefSeq, a predicted model, not a curated record
AGACCAGUUUAUCGUAAGACUCAUACGAGAACGCAACAUUUCUACGCUGAACUAGUUAUCGCUUCGAGUCAAAGAAAUAUCAGCCAUGAAGUUAAGGACAACCCUCUUUCUUUUCUUGCUGGUAUCACUAUUACUGAUUGAGGAUGCUGAAGCGGGUUGGAAAUUCUGGAAGAAAAAGAAAGACGAGGAAACUACCACGACAACCACGACGACCACAACAACGACCACGACGGUUGCUCCGGUAGCUUUAAAAACAACUCCUGCUCCGCCUCCAAGAGGAUCGGCGGUCAACGUUAAUAAAGCUUUAGCAGGAGCAGCAGAUCCUGGCCUGGUAAUUGGAGCUGGAACGGUCGGCUCCAACGCCAGGACUCCUCAGAAUCGCAAACCGAAUCCAGGAACUGAGGUGGGGCUUGAAUUUCCUGGUUCAAAACCGGCAAAGCCUGGAACUGGAGGGGCCAAUGGUCAAGGUUACAGGGACUGGGCAGCAGGACUAACCGGUGCUGGCGAUCCUGCGAGGCAGCCUCCAAAACUUCCGGCUCAGGGCCCUGCAUUCACUCCCGGAAGUCCUCAGGCACCUUCUCCAGGUCCUGGCAGGCCUGCAUCUCCCGCCAUUGGAGUCCAGCCUAAUGCCGGAAAUCGCAGCCCUCCACCUUUAGGACCGCGGCCGGAAUCUCCAACUGGAGGUGCCCCAGGCCAACAAGGACAGAGGCCUCCAGGAUCGCCCGUUUCGGGACCACCGUCACCUGUCUCCGGACCACCAUCACCUCUGCCAGGACCUCAACAGGGUCCAGGCAAUGCUCCCAACCAGGGCAGGCCCCAACCCGGAAGUCCUCAGCAAGGGACGAGACCAGAUUUUCCUAAUCUUCCCUCGGGAACCACUGGGCAAAACAUAGCAGGAGCACCAGGAGUUGCUCCAGGAAAUGCUUUUCCGGCUGGAGGGAAAAGUUGGGCCGAGGUAGCCUCCGGUGAUAGCAGACCAGGGUCACCUACUCCUUCGCCAAGAGGUGGUCCCCAACCAGCUAUUGGAGUUUCGGGUGGCCAAAACAGACCUGCAUCCCAACCUAGUCAACCAGGAUCCCCUAGCUUAGGUCAGCCGCAAAGGGGACAACCCACCACAGCAAAACCAGUAAUAGGUCCAGCAACAGGUCUAGCUGCUGGAGCUGCAGCAGGAGCCGUUGCCGGGGCCGUUGCUGGAUCCACAGGAGGCAAGGUAUACUCUAGCAACCCGACUUACAGCAAGGGCAACACCGUCACCGAUGAAGACUUGGAGAAACUCUCUGAAUCACUGUUCAUCAAGGACGUCAACAACGCCAAAAAGCACAUCACGGUUAACCUGCAGAAACAGACCACCGGCAACAGUCCCACCGACGAAGCUCCAUUGCCAUUGCUGGACGUGAAGCCAGAGGCUCUGCAGAGUCCCACGAUACAGAGUGUACUCGCGAUUUACGACAAUUACCAGCUCGACUCCCGUGUCAAUGAGUACAUCAGUCCAGCACAGCGACAGGAGGAGAGUCACCUGGUUGACACCUUUUUAAGCACCAACGUCAUGUCCGCUGCGAUGAGGUUCCUCGCCGACAAGGGAUUCAUUCGUAAGGACUAUUACGAGUACAAGGAUACCUUGAGGAGAAUGUGGUUUAACCUGUUCUCCAGAGGAGAGGGGAAAAUCGGGAGCUCAGGGUUCGAGCAUGUUUUCAUGAGCGAAUUGAAACUCGGCACCGAAGUCUCCGGACUCCAUAACUGGAUAUACUUCAACGCCGAGGAAGUAAAGAAGAGGGCCGACUACCUUGGAUACGUAAAGAAGGUCGACCUGGGCGACAAAGCCUCGAUAGUAAAGCUGCAUGCGAAGUUCAAUGGGAUCGACAAGCCGGUCACGUCGAUGUUCAUCGGAACUUCUCCCGAACUUGAAAUGUCCCUUUACACCGUAUGUUUCUUCGUAAGGCAGGACAAGGCUUGCCCAGUUUCCCUGGGGGGAACUAAAUUUAACAUCAUGACACAUAAGUUCAGAUACAGGGGGAAGGAUUUGAUCGGGUCGGCUUACCCCGACAUAUAGGUGCUAUUUAAGAAAGAAAAUAUAAGAACUGAUGCUUUGUAAAGGUUCCUUUAGGAAGUUGCCGAUAUAACCGAGCGACUUGACCGAUGUCAUGACACAGACCUCUCUAUUUGUCUCAACGGAUGUAUAUAAUAAUUGUGAGAAAAAUCUGUCGAUGCUUUUAUCAUGGGACCAAUGGUUGGUGUACCAAUAAAUAAAAUUUUUCGGAAAGAAAA